Messenger RNA from Helicoverpa zea (corn earworm), 2421 nucleotides. RefSeq lists its product as uncharacterized. Lineage: Eukaryota; Metazoa; Arthropoda; Insecta; Lepidoptera; Noctuidae. Bases 1 to 2421 code for a protein of 806 amino acids. The transcript has 3 exons. The record is from RefSeq and is a predicted model, not a curated record.
AUGAAUUAUAUCAAGAUACUCCUAUUUCUUUUUUCUGCCAGCUUACUCCAAGAUCUGAGCAACGCCAAUAAACCUAAUAAGCCAUGGCAACCCAACACAAGAAGGAUGAACAGCUCACCAGAUGGCCAAAAUUGCAUCUGCUUCCCAGACGGUGACAUACCAAUAGUCCAACAAUUGCUGGAUCCCAACGACAAUGGUCUGCAACGUAUAGUCAUAUACCUAUACAUAAACGACAAGACCAACGAAAUCAAAAUGUACACACCAAGUGCUGAAAAACAAAUGCUUAUACCAGAUUUGAUUUACGAACCCACUGAUGGAUUGGUCAAUAUAACACCUGAUAAUAUUUACUCACUAAUAAACGGGAGUCCUUCUAAGAUAAAAGUGUAUAACAAUCGUUAUGAAGCUCUGGAUCCUCAGUUAUCUCAUUCUUUACCUAUUGGACUAAAUGUGGGAGCUAUAGAACAUGUAUUACGGCCAAUCACUGAUGAUAUCUAUUUAAAUCCACUGAACAACAAUAAUGGGAAUGAAUACGCACUUGAUGGUAGUGUCCCCAUAUCUAAUGCACAACUUACAGCACAUCCUAAUUACCCACAAGAUGGUGUAAAUGUGUACCCUGAAAACACGAACAUAUACUUCCCAACGGAAGACAAUACUUACAGUCCAGAAUCCACGCAACACUGGAUAUCUGAUAGUACGAACUAUCCAAAUGGACAAGGUCAGGCUUUACCAGAACAAUCUUCGUCAGGCUAUGCGCAGGCUGUUGUAAGCCCUUCUCCAGGAUAUCCACAGGCUUACCCAACAAAUUCUCAAGGUUUACCCGAAAAUACUCAGCUGAUAACAGGUUACGCGCAGGCUUACCUAACAAAUUCUGAAAAUAUCCCGGAAAAUAUUCAGAUUUCAAUAAAUAAACCUGUGGCUUAUCCUACGAAUUCUCAGGGUUACCCUGAAGGCGCUCAGUCCUUGACCGGUUAUGCUCAGGCCUAUCUGACAAAUCCUGAGAAUACUCCGGAUAAUAUUCAGUCUUCGAUUAUCAACCUGCAGGCUUAUCCAAGCAUUUCCCAGGAUACUCCGGGCGAUAAUGUUCAGUAUUCAACAGUUUACCUUCAAGCUUCUCCAGGAAUUUCUCAAGGUAUACUUGAAAAUAUUCAAUCUUUACCAGGUUCUCACCAAGUCUAUCCUAGUAAUUCUCAGGAUAUCCUGGAAAGUAUUCAAUCCUCCACUGGUCAACUUCAGGCUAUCCCAGGCAUUUUAGAGAAACCAGGUCAAUGGGAUUUACAACCUCUUUCAGAAACACUUGAGGCUAAGCCUCUUAAUGGAGAUCUAGAUCAGUAUGUUGUGUACACACUCCAGAAAAGUCGAGAUCAGAAAUCACCUCAAGGUUUAAAGGAAUUAAAAAAACCUAAUUAUUACGUGACCUUCGAGGUAUGGUUUAAUCAACAAAUGAAGAGAUUUCAUUACAUAAAUUUACCAAACGAUAUACAAUCUGUCGACGGUAAAUUUCUCAGACAGUUGGUACUGAAGACAUUCUCAGAUAACAAGAUUUUUAUCAAUGAAGACGGCAUUAUAACAGACUCUAAAGGAACACUCAUAGACGCGAGUAACUUGGAGCUCCGGCCGUUGUUGAUAGGAGAAAAAAUUGAUCAACGAAUAUUAGAAAAGUAUCAAAAACCUAUUAUUCUUCCGAAAGAUUUGCCUUAUUUAGAGGGUAUACUAGUCGCGUUUAUAUAUCCGCCACGAAUUUUAGGCAUUAUCCCUUUAGGAAAAACUUAUUUGCUCGAAAAGUCUCACGAUUCGCCACUAAUGUCUGGACUGAGCAUAAACAGCUAUGGAAAUAAAAACCCAGUCUCUAAUUUGGCUUCUUCAAAACCUUAUUCUUUAAUUGUUAAAGCAUCAUACACAGUACCAAUGAGAAAGGAUACAAAUUCAGUGGAUUACAAUACAUAUGUUGUUGGAAAAGAUCAACCAAUUCCUCUUAACUUACGUGCGGCAGUUUCCAGCAAGGCUUUGGCAACAGCGCAACCAACUAUCCUCAUCGAAGGCCCAGGAGUCCAAACACCACCGUCAAUACGCAGAACUCACUCGCAGAAUACAGGUCUUAUUAAAACACAUACGGAGUUAAAGAACGAUCUAGACAUAAAUAUACCUGAGUCAUUAGCAAAUGCAAAUGCAACGGAGUCGGGAAGAAGGUUUCCUUCACUCUCACUACAGGAUGUUAUGAAGUCAUUACUUAAUCUCAUUGAUAUCCUACCCAGUAGGAGGGAUUUGAAUGAUUCGUCAGAAGAAACUGAUAGUGCAGAAGAUACUGAAAGUGGAGAUGAGAGAGAAGGUCCGAAAUUCAGAAUUAUUGGAGGUACUGCCGCUACAGGCAGCGGAUCUCCGGUCAGUAAUAAAGGAAGAAGUGGAUAUACGGAAAGUAUUUAG